AUGCCACCUUCAGACCAAGAGGACUUCCCCAUCAGGCCUAAUCUCAGCAAAGGGCUUCGUCUUUUUUUCUACUCGCAGUUCUUCAUCACUCCUGAGCGCCCAACCCACUCCUUCCCCAACCAAACCGUGAUAGUCACCGGCGCAAACUCAGGACUGGGCCUUGAAGCCGCUGGACAUUUCUACAGGCUCCACUGCGGCCGAUUGAUCCUCGCUGUCCGUACGAUCGCCAAAGGUCAAGAAGCUAAGGAGUACAUUUUGCGGAAUAAUCCGCAGCGCUCAGACCCGAAUGCAAUUGAGAUCUGGCCCCUCGAUCUCUCAAGCACCGCAUCUACGCUAGCAUUCUCUGAUCGUGCGAAAGGGCUGCCGCGCUUGGACGUUUUGGUGAACAACGCUGGCAUCAAUACGCCCGAAUGGAAACUUUACGAGGGCUAUGAGCAGGCCGUUCAGAUCAACGUCCUUAACACGUUUUUACUGGCACUUGUUUUAUUGCCUAAGCUAGAGGAGAGUUUUGCCCUAACGGAGGAGUCACCACAUCUGGUGAUUGUGAGCUCUGAAGCGCAUCGGUUGACCAAGUUUCCGGAGAUUAAUGCGCCUGAUCUAUAUGCAAAGCUUAAUGAUCAGAGCAGCUUCAGUCAACAACCAAGGUGGGUUUUCUUUUGGGGAAACUUAAGACGGUACUUUCCCGUGAAGGAAACUAGUGUUGCUAACGUCAGCCUGAUACUUUGUUACAGAUACCAAGCAACAAAGCUUAUGGAAGUGCUCUUCACUCGGGAGCUCGUCGCUCGUCUCGGUUCAUUCACCCGCGUUAUCAUCAAUCUCGUCAACCCUGGACUGUGUAUUUCCAAUCUAGAUCGCAACAACGGUAGCCCCGUGAUGAAAUUAGUACGGCGCAUAUUGGAUCGCACUACUGAGGUUGGUAGCCGCACUCUAGUUCUCGCUGCAUCAGCCCCCGCUAGCUCACACGGUGAGUUUCAAAGUGAUGGAGCGAACCAGGAUGUGGAGGCGUGGAUCUAUACGGAGGUUGGACAGGAGGCACAGAAGAAGGUGUUUGAGCAGACGAUGCAUAUCCUAGAGGCAAGGAAACCAGGUAUUGCGGCAAUUUUCAGAGAUGAACAGACGAUUUUUUGA
This is a messenger RNA of Penicillium odoratum, 1128 nucleotides long. RefSeq names its product NAD(P)-binding protein. The coding region runs from base 1 to 1128 and encodes 375 amino acids. The record is from RefSeq and is a predicted model, not a curated record. The transcript has a single exon. Lineage: Eukaryota; Fungi; Ascomycota; Eurotiomycetes; Eurotiales; Aspergillaceae.